UCAGUGUUGUUUUGGAUCUAGCUGCAGCUCUCGCAGCAACUAGCCAAGUGGCAACGAUGUCCCACCAUCCGUCGCGAAAACCUCCGGUACGGCCCAACAGGCGGGCGGCGGCCGCAGCCGCAAAAGCACCCGUCCCAACGGGUACGGACUGGAAGAAAAUCGGCUUCACCGGCGUCGGGCUGGUAAUUUUGACGGCCGUGGCCGCCGUCGUCUACCAGGGCUAUCUGGAAACCCGGGUCGUGACGCCGUACAGCCAGAAGAAGCUCGCGGCGGCCAGCUUCGACACGAAGAUGCUGUGGGGAAGCUAUCGGCCAGGAAUCUACUUCGGCCUGAGCACGCGCGAGGAACACCCGCUCGCGACCGGCCUCAUGUGGUACUUCCCGAAAGAGCUGCGCCAGCUUUCGGACAUCCGGCACCUGUGCGAAAUCGGCGACAACCUCAAGCAGUACGGCUGGACCGCGCACGACGGGCGCAACUUUGGCGUCCAGCACAUCCAGGACGGCCCGGUCCUGCUGGAGACCUCGUUCGUCAAGGACGUCCACAACAACGCCCCCAGCUGGACGGCCAAGGUGGACGUUAGGACUACUUCUGCGAGGAGUUCGCGCGACACAAUCUCUUUGUUGUGGUACGUCGCGUUCGAAUCGGAUGACGACGGGUUUAUUGGGUUGAGUCAGGGCGGGGAGAAGCUGCCAACGAUCAGCGCGUUUUCACCGACGGCUGGUCAGCUGAGUGUGAAGUUCUCGCAGGGUGGGGAGGGGGUUCAGGAGGUUACGUCGGUUUGUGUUGAGGCACGGGGGUUCAACACGCUGAAGGAAACGAUCGUGGAGCAUUUGAAGGUUCACCGGGAAGGGGAGUCGAUGUCGUACUACUUGUUGGAUAAGGAGAGUCGAAUGAAUUGUAGCUUGGUGGCGGUUUUGGUCACCGUACGGACGCCUACGACGUUGUUGAUCCACAUGAACAGUGGGUACGAUGCGGACAGUGAGAUUUUGACGGAGAAGGAGUACGAUCAGAGUCUUGAACGGCACGUGAAGAAGUUUAGUAGGAGGUUUAGCAAUACCUUCAAGUUGCAGGAGAAGGGUUUUAAUGGUAGUCAGGUUGGAUUUGCUGAAGCGGCUUUAAGUAACAUGGUUGGAGGAAUCGGUUACUUCUACGGAGCAUCGAAGGUUAAAGGAGAGCACAACGAGAAUCCCAUCAACUACUGGAAGGCUCCGCUGUACACGGCCGUGCCGUCGAGGUCGUUCUUCCCGCGUGGUUUCCUGUGGGACGAAGGCUUCCACGGGUUGUUGAUAUCAAGUUGGGACAUCGAUAUCGCGUUGGAUAUCAUGACCCACUGGUUGGACCUGAUGAAUGUUGACGGAUGGAUUCCGCGCGAGCAGAUCUUGGGCAGUGAAGCUCUGGCUAAGGUUCCGGCUGAGUUUGUGGUUCAGCACAACAAGAACGCCAAUCCGCCUACGAUGUUCCUGGAACUUCGCUACCUGUUGAACAACUACCAAGCUGAACUGCUGCAACCUGGUCGCAACAAGAUCCUCAACUCACUUUUGCCACGACUUCAAGCCUGGCACUCCUGGUUCAACACCACCCAGCUCGGAACCCUGUCCGGAAGCUACCAGUGGAAGGGACGAACGGUCACCCCCCAGGAGAUCAACCCCAAAACGCUUACUUCCGGUUUGGACGACUUCCCCCGAGCAUCGCACCCCGACGGCCAGGAACGCCACGUUGACCUGCUCUGCUGGAUGGCCCUGGCGUCGCAAACCAUCGCCGAUCUCCAGCGCUUCCUAGGCAAGGACGACACCAAAUACCGCGCCGCGUACGAAUACCUCUCCGACACGAACCUCCUCGACAGUCUGCACCUCUCAACGUCCACCAACACCUACGCCGAUUACGGUCUGCACACCGACAAGGUCACCCUCAAGCGAUACCAGUUCCAGCAGGAGGAAAAAAUGCUCCGCGAAGUCCUAGAUCAACCCAAGUACCGCUACGUCGACUCCGUCUUCGGCUACGUCAACCUGUUCCCCUUCCUGACGAAGCUCCUCCCCCCAGACGCAUCCUCCCUGAAAACCACCCUCGAGAACAUCCACAACCCCGACCUCCUCUGGUCCCCGUACGGCAUCCGAUCGCUGUCCAAGCGAUCGCUACUCUACAUGAAGCACAACACCCAGCACGAUCCGCCCUAUUGGCGGGGUCAGAUCUGGAUCAACAUCAACUACCUGAUCCUGGGGGCGCUCGAUCACUACGGCAAGCUCGAGGGACCGCACCGGGAGUUGGCCCGGCGGAUGUACGGCGAACUGCGAACGAAUCUGGUGACGAAUUUGUACAAGCAGUACCAACGGACCGGGUACAUCUGGGAGAACUACAAUGAUAGCACCGGGGAGGGACGGGGCUGUUAUCCGUUCACCGGGUGGAGUGCGCUCGUUGUUAUGAUUAUGGCGGAAAUAUAUUGAUGGAAAGUGUGAA
This is a messenger RNA of Culex pipiens pallens (northern house mosquito), 2454 nucleotides long. RefSeq lists its product as uncharacterized. The record is from RefSeq and is a predicted model, not a curated record. Gene Ontology annotation, cellular component: endoplasmic reticulum membrane. The transcript is spliced from 2 exons. NCBI's taxonomy places the organism in Eukaryota, Metazoa, Arthropoda, Insecta, Diptera, Culicidae. Gene Ontology annotation, molecular function: Glc3Man9GlcNAc2 oligosaccharide glucosidase activity. Gene Ontology annotation, biological process: protein N-linked glycosylation; oligosaccharide metabolic process. The coding region runs from base 57 to 2441 and encodes 794 amino acids.